Messenger RNA from Camelus dromedarius (Arabian camel), 3831 nucleotides. RefSeq names its product actin related protein 2/3 complex inhibitor (gene ARPIN). NCBI's taxonomy places the organism in Eukaryota, Metazoa, Chordata, Mammalia, Artiodactyla, Camelidae. The record is from RefSeq and is a predicted model, not a curated record. Bases 37 to 717 code for a protein of 226 amino acids. Gene Ontology annotation, biological process: negative regulation of actin nucleation. The transcript has 6 exons.
UGCGCCGGGUCUCCAGGGCGCUCGGCGGCGGGGAUAAUGAGCCGCAUCUACCAGGACAGCGUCCUCCGGAACAAGGCGGUGCAGAGCGCGCGGCUGCCCAGGGCCUGGGACCCCGCUGCCCACCAGGGGGGAAAUGGUGUCCUGCUGGAGGGAGAACUGGUCGAUGUAUCUCGGCACAGCAUCUUGGAUGCCAAUGGCAGGAAGGAGCGCUACUAUGUGCUGUAUGUCCAGCCUAGUUGCAUCCAUCGCCGGAAGUUCGACCCCAAAGGAAAUGAAAUCGAACCCAACUUCAGCGCCACCAGGAAGGUGAACACAGGCUUCCUCAUGUCAUCCUACAAGGUGGAAGCCAAGGGGGACACCGAUAGACUCACGCCCGAGGCGCUGAAGGGGCUGGUGAAUAAGCCAGAGCUGCUUGCGCUGACAGAGAGCCUCACCCCCGACCAGACAGUGGCGUUCUGGAUGCCCGAGUCAGAGAUGGAGGCGAUGGAGCUCGAGCUGGGGGCUGGGGUGCGGCUGAAAACUCGGGGCGAUGGCCCCUUCCUGGAUUCAUUAGCCAAACUUGAGGCUGGAACAGUGACCAAGUGUAAUUUCACUGGCGAUGGAAAGACAGGGGCGUCCUGGACAGACAACAUCAUGGCCCAAAAGUCUUCAGAAGGGGCUGUGGUGGAGACCCGAGAGCAGGGGGACGGCGCAGAAGACGAGGAGUGGGAUGACUGAGGAGAUAGAGUGCCUCCGGGGCCCACCAGCACUGUUGAGCAUUUCUUCCAUCAACUUUUACUCCGGAGCUCGAAGGAGAAGUCCACCAAGCCUUACCUGGUUCUUCCCCAAGGCCGCCAUGGAGUACCCUUUGAACCAGCUCUACUAAAAUCAAAUCCAAGACCCCAACGUUAGCAGUGGGACCCGAUGCUGUGGCUCAUGGAGGGUCCUUCCUGGGAUGUGAGUCUAGUCUUCCCAGACAUUUUCAUGAUGGCCCUCGCCCUGAGUGGUAGCCUUGUUUCUGGAAGCAGCAGGGCAGUCAGAGGGCCUGGGCUUGGUCUUGGUGCAGAAUUGGGGGAAAUCCCUCAUCUGCAAGCAGAGUAGCUCAGAGGAGAAGUUAGCAGGGCCUCCUUCCUCUGCCCUUGGUGUAUUUCCUGCUUUCCUUCCACACCUGCUCCCCCUGCCCCACCCGGCAGCACUCUGUGUUGUAGUCUCUGCUCUCUUGCUCAGAUCUCCAUGUCCCCUCUGCCCUUUUCAGCCCACAGAGCUGCCAGUUCUUUAUUACUCCUCUGAUUCUCUACCACCUUGGGGGGUCCUGUCUCCUGACCUCCUUUGGCUGCUUUCCUGGGGAUGCUCUUCUCAAGGAGGCUGAGGGCAUUCACAGGUGUGGCUGGCUGGUCCCCAUCUCUGACUCACUCUGCCAGAACACCGUUUUUUCUUGUUCUUUUGUACCUUGAGAACUUUUUAUGAAUGAGUGAAUCUUCAGGAGAGGAUUCUUCUACACUGACGGGGUUAUUAUCAAAUGUAAACAGCUUUCCAGCUGAGCAACCUCCCUAUAAGACAAAAGCCAUAUCUUUUUGGCCGUGAACAUUGCCUUGCUGGGUUGUGUGCCUGCACCCAGAUCUAUGAAGAGAUCUGGAGUUGAAAUCUACAUGUCCUAAGAAUGGGUAGGGACUUGGUGGGAUGUGGCUCUUGCUUGCCUCAGAGGAAAGAGUGAGUGGUGGUAAACUAACAAUAUUAUUGAGUCCCUUAAUGUGUCAAACACAGCACUAGAUGCUUUCUGUCAUAAUAACUAUAGCCACUGACUGUUGAGUGCUUCUGGGUGCUAGUACUUGUGCCAAGCACUUGCUGUAUCUUACUUAAUUGUCACAACAAUCCCAAGAGGCACAUGUGAUUAUUAUCUCCAUUUUUUUCAUAUGGUUCACAUGGUUUUCAUGGUUGAGGUCCCAGCAUUGAUUGUCAUGGUUCAAACUUUCAUUUGCCUUCCUGCAUGUUUGAGCCUGGGCUCAAAAAUAUGGCUGUGAGGCUCAGGAUUAACACUUCCUUUAGGCCACCUGCAGUCACAGGUCACUACACUGCUCUUGGGUCUCUUCUGUUCUUGCUGCCCUUUUCACAGUUCACAUCCUUGUGAUCUCUCACCUCGGCUAUUGUAGAAGCAGCCUCCUUGGUGUCCUGUGUCCGAAUGGGGCUGGCUCACUCUUGCGCACACUGGGACCUCAACGAUGGCAGUGGUCAGGGGAGGGGUUAAACAGGAAGAGGACUGGGGACCCUGACUGGAGGAGAGGCACCCAGUGAGGGCAUCCUGCUGCCCAAAGCACUGUGGCCAAAGGGUUUGGCAAGCUCAUAAGGGCAGGCCACUCUUCUAAACAAGGAAGCCCAGGGUGUCAGUAGGGAAAGCCCUAGGUAACAACUGGGCUUGAUGUCUCGGAUGGGUGGGGAUGAGCUCCUGGAAGGAAAAGGCCAUCGUGGCUGGAGCUCAGAGAAUGGUGGGAGUGGAAGUGUAUAUGAGAUGAGGCUGGAGGUCGGGUGUGGCACCUUCAGCAUGUUAAGUAUUUGGGGACUUUAUCCUUAAUACCUUGGGAGCCAGUGAUCCUAGGGAGGGCAGUAAGAUCUGACUUGAUUAUUUCAAAGAUCACUUGACUACAGAGAAACUGAAGUUAAUGAGCCCAACUAGGAGACUGCUGCAGUUGAGGGGUAGAGCCUAAAGCGGUUUGAUCUAUAGCAGUGGCAGUGGGGAUGGAAAGAAAUUUAGAGACAGGCAGAGAAGAGGCCCUGCAAAGCCAUGGAGUUGGGGGAGUGGCCUAAUCUGGAAUAUGCAAUUUCUAGACAUUGUCAUUGCAAUAUUAUACCAACACAUAAAAUUUGAUAAUCCUUUUCCAGUUAAUGAUAUAUAACCACUUUCUACAUUGCUAGUCUUCAUACUAUUGUUUUUAAGACUGACUACCUUAAUAACUGUCAUUUUUCCAAAAUAGGGGUAAUUAAUUGAUCCCUAUUUGGAGUUGUGUCAAAACCUUUGUAAAUUAUAGUUUCCUCAGUCUCACCUGCCACACACACACACAAACGCACAUGCACACGCUAUAUUUUGGAGGUUAUUUCUUUAGGGAUGGAUUCCCAGGAGUCGGAUUACUGGGAACCUAGGAAUUUUUUGUAAAGGUCUUGUUAUAUUGCUAAAUUGCUUUCCAAAAGGUUUGUUCUAAAUUAUAAUCUCACCAGCAAUGUAGGAGAGGACCAUUUUCAUGCUACCCUUGCCAGACAUGGGUAUGGUAAUAUUUUUAAAAAUGGUAUUUGGUAAGGUGAAAAUAAUACUUUAUAAUUUUAAUUUUAAAGUUAAUACUUUCAUUUUAAUUAGCCCAUUCCCCCAUUACUAGCAAGCUUAAACAUUUUUUUUUUCAUGUUCAUUUCCUAGGCUUAUUUCCUCAUUUGUUACUUGGUCCCUUUCCCCAUUUAUUACUGAGGGGGAAGGUCUUUUUGGUGUAUCAGUUAUUUUUAUUUUAAGUAUAACCAUUUGCCAUAUUUUUAAAAACUUUUCCAUUUAAAAAAUUGAUUUACAAACAUAAAAUCUUUAUAUAGAUAAGUCUGUUGACUUUUUGUGAUUUUUAUUGCUUCUAAACUUCGUAAUAUAUAGUCUUCUCAGAUGUUAGAUGCUCACUAUGAUUUUCUUGUAUUCAUUAUCUGGUUUUAUGUUUAACUCUGAUCCACUCUGCCUUUAAUUUGUGAGAGGGUAUGAAGUGAGAUAACUAAAUUGCUUAUUUUCAGAUUGCUAACCAGUUAUCACAAUAUAUUGAAUUCCUUCCUACUGUCAGGGUACGAUGUCUUCUACAUCACAUAUUAAAGUAAUUUUAUAUUUAAAUUAUC